AUGACCGACAAAAUUAGAGGCCGCGUUAACGACUCGAUUUUGGUUCCAAAAGAUCACGGGUUUGGUCUUCGGCGUGUUCCUUUGGAGAGUGGAUAUUUCGAGGCCUACAACCAGGCCAAUGUCCACUUAAUUGACCUCAAGAAAACUAUCAUCCACCAGAUUACCCGGAACAGUAUUCGGCUCCGAGAUGGUACAGAGCACGAGCUAGACAUAUUAGUUUAUGCUACCGGGUUCAACGCUAUCACCGGGGCUUUUGGGAAUAUUGAUUGGACUGGGAAUAACGGCGUCCCUCUCAUGGGUAACAGUGAUCCGAAGAAGGGGGAUGGAGAGGAAGCGGUUUGGGUUGACUAUCGGCCACGAACGAACCUUGGCCUAAUAGUUCCUAAGUCUCCCAACAUGUUCAUGAUCUUGGGUCCCCACCAGCCACUGGGUAAUGCACAACGCAGUACUGAACAUGUAUUUCAGGUUAUUGUGGAAUUUUCGACGACUGUCGAGCCAAAAGAAGAAGCAGUCAAUGCCUGGACUGAGCAUAUAGCCGACUGCAGCGAGGGUGCGUUAUUGAACGAGGUUGAUGGCUGGAUGACCGGAGUAAACAAAAACGUCGCAGGGAAAACAGUGAGGAAUGUCGCGCGGUAUGCUGGGAGUGGGAUUGAUUUCAGGAGGAGAUGCGAAGAGAGUAGAGCGGCAGGCUGGGACGGGUUGGAUUUUGCUUGA
Molecule: messenger RNA, 714 nt
Organism: Penicillium manginii
Lineage: Eukaryota; Fungi; Ascomycota; Eurotiomycetes; Eurotiales; Aspergillaceae
Exons: 3
Coding region: 1-714 (237 amino acids)
Source: RefSeq, a predicted model, not a curated record